UACAUAUCUGCCCAAUUGCCUGACCCAGACAGAGAGCCUGAACUUCACAAGAAAGUAUCAGAAGUACAAAAACACAGUCGAAACCAUACCCGCACGUGCUUUAAGAGUGUGAACUCUGGCUGUAGAUUCGGUUUUCCUAAACCACCCUGCAGAAGGACAAUGAUCUCUAGACCUGCAGAAAACCAGGACACUGAAGCAAUAAAAGAUAAACUCAGACCUGUGAUGGAGCUGUUAAAUGAACCUGAAGCAGCAUCAAUGACUUUGCAGCAAAUUCUGUCUCGAUGUAACUUGACAAUGGAGGAGUAUGAACAAUGUCUUCAAUGCAUGAACAAAAAAACUGCAAUCAUAAUGAAACGUGACCCUCAGUCCUGUUUAAUUAAUAAUUACAAUCCAGUUUUAUUAGAAUCUUGGAAUUCAAAUUUGGAUGUCUCUUUUGUCCUAAAUUCUUACAGCUGCAUCGAAUAUCUCAGAAAAUAUAUCACAAAACAGGAAAGUGGACUUUCAGAAUACCUUAAAACAGUCAUGGAUAAUGCGAACGUUGACCAGGUCAAUGAGUGUGAUGAGAUGAAAGCUGUCAUGC
Molecule: messenger RNA, 580 nt
Organism: Austrofundulus limnaeus
Lineage: Eukaryota; Metazoa; Chordata; Actinopteri; Cyprinodontiformes; Rivulidae
Source: RefSeq, a predicted model, not a curated record